AUGAGGUUGAUAUCGCUUCUCACCUGCUUCGUCGCCUUUCUGGCGCCGCUCGCCUCCGCUCUUAACCUCCUUGAAUCCAAUGCGCUCAGUGUGUGCAUGGAAAGUAGUAACUUCACGGCAACAUAUUUCAACGUUGUCUUCUACCCAAGCAACAACUCUCUCGUGAUCGGAUUCGAUGGCGUCUCAUACAUCACGGGUAAGGUCGUUGCGGAGAUGACUCUUACCGCGUAUGGCUACGAGGCUUAUUCUAAAACCCUGAACCCCUGUGAAAUCGAGGGCUUUGGCAUGUGUCCAAUGGCCGCCGGACCCAUGGAUUUGGGUCCUCUCUCUCUUGACCUGCCAGCUGACACCGCUAGCAAUAUCCCGGGCAUUGCCUUUUCGGUUCCUGAUCUUGAUGCAAAUGUGCGGAUCGUCAUCAAAACCGCCGACACCAAAGAGAAGAUUGCUUGCGUUGAGGCCUCGCUUUCCAAUGGUAAAACUGUGUACCAGGUUGGAGUUUCGUGGACAACCGCUAUCAUCUCAGGUCUGGGUCUAGCUGCAUCAGCAAUUACCUCCGGACUUGGCCAUUCUAAUACAGCAGCUCACGUUGCGGCUAAUGCGCUCUCUCUCUUCGGAUUUAUGCAAUCGCAAGCGAUUAUCGGGAUGACCUCUGUUCACAUGCCCCCGAUUGUGCAGUCGUGGACUCAGAACUUCCAGUGGAGCAUGGGUAUCAUCCGUGUUGGCUUUAUUCAAACUAUUGCUACCUGGUAUCAGCGGGCGACCGGCGGAACCCCGUCCACUGUCCUGUCACAACUUGGUGAUACUUCCGUGGAGGUUCUCAAGCGCCGCAAACGUGAUCUGUCUGACUCUGCAAUGGGCCUUGUGAAGAGAUCCGCUGAAGGCAUGAUCAAGCGCGCAACUGGUAUGGUCAAGAGAGCCGACUCGAACCAGAAACUUCUUGUCAUUCGAGGAAUUGAUCGUGUUGGAUUCCGUGCCAACAUCGAGGAAACCAACAUUUUCCUUACUGGGUUGAUUUUCUUCGCAGCCUUCACUGUUAUUGUCGUCCUCAUUGUUGCGGCCUUCAAAGGAAUUACCGAGAUGCUUGUCAAGCAUGGUAAAAUGAAGAGCGACCGCUUCCAGGACUUCCGCAACGGAUGGAGGGUCGUUCUUCGGGGUAUUCUGUUCCGAUUGACUCUCAUCGGCUUCCCUCAGAUGUGUGUGCUUUGCUUGUGGGAGUUCACUCAGCGCGACUCUGCAGCUGAGGUUGUUCUCGCGGUGGUUAUGAUUCUCUCCAUGCUUCUCUCGCUUGGAUGGGCCUCGCAGAAGGUCAUUCGAUUGGCAAAGCGUUCCGUCACUAUGCACAAGAACCCGGCCUACAUACUGUACUCUGAUCCGUCUUGUCUCAACAAGUGGGGAUUCUUGUAUGUGCAGUACCGUGCGACAGCAUAUUACUUCGUUGUCCCAUUCCUCAUCUACACUCUGAUCAAGGGUAUGUUCAUCGGUCUGAGUCAGCCUGCGCCAAUCGUCCAGACAGUGGCCCUGUUGAUCCUUGAACUCGCGAUGCUGGUUGGAGUCUGCGUUCUUCGCCCAUGGAUGGACAAGAAGACCAACAUCUUCAAUAUCUCCAUCGCCGUGGUCAACUUCCUCAAUUCCGUUUUCCUGCUGGUUUUCUCGGAUGUGUUCAACCCCCUCCAAUGA
Messenger RNA from Penicillium soppii, 1677 nucleotides. RefSeq names its product transient receptor potential ion channel family protein. The transcript is spliced from 2 exons. The coding region runs from base 1 to 1677 and encodes 558 amino acids. Gene Ontology annotation, biological process: fungal-type cell wall biogenesis; transmembrane transport. The record is from RefSeq and is a predicted model, not a curated record. NCBI's taxonomy places the organism in Eukaryota, Fungi, Ascomycota, Eurotiomycetes, Eurotiales, Aspergillaceae.